AGUAUUAGACAACAUGGCGCCGAACAAGAAGGGAGAGCUGUCCGAUUCCGAGAAAAAACUAUUUGAUAUCGUCCUCAAAGGAACUGUGGAGGAGAUUCGAGCAAUACUGAAAGAGCCAGAUGUUCGUGUUGACUGUCUUGACCAGACUGGGAUGACCCUGCUGCAACAUGCUGCCUUCAAGGGGAGGUAUGAAAUGUGCGAGGUGUUCCUGGCACAUGGAGCUGAUGUCAACUCAAAUUACCAUGACAACGGUUACUCUGCCUUAAUGUUUGCUGCUCUUUCAGGUAACACUGAGGUGACCAGAUUGAUGCUGCAGGCAGGGGCGAAGGUUCAUCAUAUAAAUUCAGUCAACAGAACAGCCUCUCAGAUGGCAGCCUUUGUCGGUCAACAUCAGUGUGUUUCAGUCAUUAAUAACUUCUUCCCCAAAGAAGACAUCGAUUACUACACUGUGCCACAAGGUUUGGAAAAAGAAGCUAAGCUGCCUGCUGCCAUUGCUCCCUCUUUACUGACCCUGGUGAACUCUGUCAAUAUGCACCCAGUAAAGAUCACACUGUACGUGAAGGAUCACAAGGAGCUCCUGGAAGAGUGGUACAAGGUGACGAAGGUCCUGGACUUGCUGGUGGAGAAGAACAUGAAGUCCCGGGAAACCAAUGAUGUGCUGGCACUCAAGCUGCACUACCUGGCCACAGUCAUCCGGAACACAGCUAAGGCUGCCCAGGAGAAGGAAGGAGCUGUCGACCAAUGGAUCAAGAGCUUAUUGAAGGGUCGCGAUGAUGAUGGGUUCCCUGAGAAGCAGGAACGUUUGAUUCGCCAGUCCCUGAAGGAGUUUCCAUACGUUGAGUCUCAGUUGUUGCAACAGGUCGUCAGGCAGAUUGCCCCUGUCCAGAUGGGCCAAGGUGUGACAGCCCUGUCCAUGUUGAUGGCGAGCAUCAAUGGCCAGCAGUACGGCUGGGAUGAGGAAACCAGUUGUUCCACGUGUGGGACACAAAACCCGGAGAAGAAGUGCUCGGCUUGUAAAAUGGUGGGUUACUGCAACCAACAGUGCCAGAAACUACACUGGUUCACACACAAGAAGUUCUGUAAAAAGUUAGCAGAAGAGUUUGUGAGACGAGAGGAAGUGAGGAAGCAGCGAGAGGCAGAAGAAAAGAGACAGCAGGAGGAAGCACAGAAGAAGAAAGCAGAAGAGGAACAGAAAAAGGAGGAAGAGGGUAAAGAGAGGGAGAGGCAGGUUGAUGAACUGCACGCGAGAAUGAAAGAGGUUGGCGUGGGAGAUCUUAUAGAAUCACAAGACUCUGAGACAAAGACCGAUUCCAAUAAGAAAGAUGAAGAGAAUGAGAGUGGGAGUGAAAAGACUCUAUCAUCUGUCACAGAAAAUGGCAAGAUGGCAGUAACAGUAGACAGUAACCAGACAGCCCCAGCCAGACUCGGGCAGUGUAGCAAGCUGAUCGCAGUCUCAACAGCAAGAAUUUUUGUCUCGGGAGCCAAAUCAGCAAUCCAGGUCUUCUGGUCGAAAAUGACUAUUAAGUUUAGCUUGUGAGCCUCAUACACCUUUAUGCACACCCCUCAUUGUGUAAUGUAGCAGCAAGGAUUAGGUUUCUAAUGUGUGCUCAGGGUACAAUUUCAUCUUUUUCCACCACUUGCCCCAGGUGCAACCAAGGUGGAUUAGUCAGGUUGCUCCAUCUAAAUAUUGCCUGUACCAUCUUAUUGUCAAUACUAUCGCUGUCACUGACAAGACGAUUCUUUAUCAGCAAAGUGAGAUGAAUAUUCAUAACCAGCUUCACUUCCCAGAAAGGCUUACAUUACUCAAUGUCUGAAAUGAUGUCUUGAUAGAUUGUUGCCUUUUAACUGAUAUUUUCAUUCAUAAAUUUAAUUUCCUUUCCGCUUGACAAAAUGAACUUGUCCACCAUUAAAAAUAGUGACAUCUGGCCUUACAUAAAACGUCACAAAAUUGUGUACGUGAUGCGGGCUACCUAACCGAUUAAUGAGUAUGAAAACAGACAUUUUGGUAAUUGAUUCGUCCGAUACACACGAAUGGAAAAGACAUAUUUAAUGCUGAAAAUUUGCACCAAUAAAGCUGCUGCCAUGCACUUGUGGUAGAAAAGUUUACCUGUACUUGGUGCAACCUGACAAUAAAAGCUACCUGCACUGGUGCAGCCUGGAUGUAAUGAAAUUGGUCCCUGGUGCUACCCAUCACCUGUGCAUUAGUGGUUCAAAACACAACCUUGAUGAUGACUUGCUGCUCACCCAUUUCAUGGACAGAAGUCAUCAUUAGCUCAAACACCUUCUAUUGGUUCAUGUGUCACUGUGUUUACUUCUUUGUCCUGUCAAGAAUUGGAUGAGCCGUGGCCCAGAUUUCAUACAGAAUUAUGUAUUACUAAUAGAGGAAAUGUAUGGGCCAUGGACUGAGACAGGACAUGAUCAGGAUGUCAAUAAGGAAACCAAAAAUGUUCUGAUUUGAUGUGAAAAUAUCUCAAUAGGUUUUCCUUGAGAAUAAUUUCAUCAUUGUACUUAAUGAUAAAUGUAUUCAUCAAAGGAGAAUACAUUUUGGUUGUUCCUGCAACUACUCAACACUUAAAAGAACAGACAUGACGUUAGACAUUAUGAUUGUAUUCCCCUUCAUGUUGUAACUGGGUACUUGGCAGCAGAUAAUGGUGUGAUUGUAAUCAACCUCCACAGAAUUGUCCUCAAGGCCCAUCACUAGAAGUGUGUGCUGAAGUUAUGCUUUUUGAUGUCAUCAACACCUGUCCGCAGAGUUCUUCACGGUCCAUCUCAGGGACAGUCUAGGGAUUUAUCUCUCUGGGGAUCUUCACUGUCCAUCUCAGUGACGGUCUUGGGGUCUAUCCCUCUGGUGAUUUUAACUGUCCAUCAUGGUGAUGGUCUUGGGGUCUAUCCCUCUGGUGAUCUUCACUGUCCAUCUCAGUGAUGGUCUUGGGGUCUAUCCCUCUGGUGAUCUUCACGGUCCAUCAUGGUGAUGGUCUUGGGGUCUAUCCCUCUGGUGAUCUUCACGGUCCAUCAUGGUGAUGGUCUUGGGGUCUAUCCCUCUGGUGAUCUUCAUGGUCCAUCUCAGUGAUGGUCUUGGGGUCUAUCCCUCUGGUGAUCUUCACGGUCCAUCAUGGUGAUGGUCUUGGGGUGUAACCCUCUGGUGAUCUUCAUGGUCCAUCUCAGUGACAGUGUUGAGGUGUAUCCCUCUGGCGAUCUUCACAGUCCAUCUCAGUGAUUGUCUUGGGGUCUAUCCCUCAGGUGAUCUUCAAUUUUUUCUUUUUCUAAUUGACAUUGUAUGUGGAAUCAACCAGCAAGUGUUACAUAUGUUGUGUUCAUUGUUUUGUAUAGCUGUGAAGUUUUUCUUAAUGACACAUGGUAAACACCUUCAUUGUUGUUUUUGUGACUUGCAUUUAAGAUUGUUGUGCCAUAACCAUGGCAAAUGUAACUGUACUACUAUUACCCUGUCAGUAAACUACUAUUAGCCAUUACAGUUGUCUGGUGUUAAAGCAGACAUUAUUGCUUUUCAACUCACCGAUGAAAUGCUUUCAUAUCCAUUACAUUCUCACUGUCAGCGCAUGUGUUCAAGAGAAUCGCACCUUGAUAUACUGUUAAAGCAAAUGACUAAUAUUGCUGUGGAGGUUCCUUCAUCUUCAGUGGAAAGCUGUAUUCCUGUUGGGACACUGGGGUAGGCCUGUCUUAAUGCGUGGUUCAUCAAGUACUAUGUAGGACAGUGCCCCACACUGACAGCUUGUCAAGCAUUUUCUUGUGAUGGUCAACCAAGAGCAGUUUAGACUAAACAUGUUUUGGUUCCUCGUUAGGUGUUGUAUCUUUGUCCAUUUUGUAAUGGAGAACUCAUUGUGUGUUUGUUCAAUAAAACAUGAGUUACUUUUA
Molecule: messenger RNA, 3873 nt
Organism: Haliotis rubra (blacklip abalone)
Lineage: Eukaryota; Metazoa; Mollusca; Gastropoda; Lepetellida; Haliotidae
Product: ankyrin repeat and MYND domain-containing protein 2-like
Exons: 12
Coding region: 14-1537 (507 amino acids)
Molecular function (GO): protein binding
Source: RefSeq, a predicted model, not a curated record